AUGUCAAGGGCUAUGACGACGACUCCCGAACCGAUAGAAGAACCUACUCACGUUACUUUUCUUCUUCCUUCCAAAAAAACUUGCUCUUCUUCUAGCAGAGCCUCUUCCAUAGUAUCGGUUUCUUCAACUAAUUUUGCUUUAAAGCAACCACGUUAUCAUACCUUAUAUCAACCCUCAUGGCGUGAACAAUUGGCUGUCGAACUUGAUAAUUCCGAAAUUGGCAGCAUAUGGAAGCUUGUGGAUGCUUUCCUCAAUAUUUUACUUUGUCUGAUUUAUAUUGCACAUACUGGUUAUAUGAAGGAGCCUUCCUUACCAACGUUUAACGUGUGUUUUGAAGUUGUGGUGGCCAUCCUGUUAGUUAUGGAAUAUGUUCCAAAGUUUUAUAUAUAUGAGUUCGAAUCAUGGAAAUCAUUGAUUACCAAAGUUUCACCUAUCCUUACAGCUUUGACCGUUUAUCCCGUGUUUGCUAUUGUAACUGAUCCGAAUUUUAAUGAAACCCGUUAUAUUGUCUUUUUUUAUCCUUUUCGUUUUAUUCGAUGUUAUUUAUCCGUGCGUGAUUGUCUAGUGAGAAGUGAAAAAUCAGUUUUAAAACUUGGUCAAGUUACUAGUAAGACUUUGAUUUUUUUUACAACGAUUUUGUUUCUUAUUUUGGCUGGUUCUUCAUUGUUACAUGGUGUUGAAUAUGCCUACAUGGAUGCAAAAAAUAUUACUUUCUUGGAUGUACCUGAUAACGCAUUUCCAAGAAUUCUUCUUUUGGUGAUAUUUACUACGGGUCUCAUCUUGAUUCCGUAUUCUAUAUCAGAAUUGACCAUGUUGAUACGCUCAAAAUCCGUUUACGACAAACCAUUCCGUAAAAUUUCACAACAACCACACGUUAUUAUAAUAGCACCAACUAUAGAGCUACCAUCGUUAAGACAUUUUUUGAAAGAGUUUUAUUCUUUAGCACACGGUUCCGCCACUUUCAAUACAAAAGUUGUAAUCUUAAAUCCUCUGGAACCAACUGAUCGCGUGAGAACGUUUUUAUCUGAUCCCGUCUUUGCACAUCGUGUACAAUAUAUUCGCGGAAGUUCUCUUGAUGCACGUAACCUAGAAAAGGUUGAUGCAAAAAAUGCUUGUGCAUAUUUUAUUCUGGCUAAAAAAUAUACUCAACAAAGCGAAAUAAUUGAUGCAGAGAAUGUGUUAAAAACAAUUGCUUUAAGUAAAUUCGAUGAAGGUCCAAAACUUUAUAUUCAAUGUAUUCUUCCAGAAAAUAAAAUUCAUUUCGAAAGUUUAAACCCGGAGCAAAUUAUUUGUAUCGAUGAAUUGAAAUUAGCCAUUCUUGCUCAUUCAUGCCUGACCCCUGGAUUUUCCACGCUUUUAUAUGGACUUACUACAUCAUUUACCUUUGAAUCAGCGAAUGAGUUAAGACGUGGGACAAGGAAGCGACGACGCUCUUCUGUCUGCUUGGACAAUGACGCUAUCGAGGAUUAUAUUACCGGAUUUUCCCAGUCAAUUUACACUACCACUUUAUCCGACCAUUUCUCUGGGCAUAAUUUCUUGUCAGUUACUGAACGUCUUCACGAGGACUUAGGUGUUGUAUUAUUUGCACUUGGAAUUCCGAAACAACACUCGCUUGACAUAUCCACUCGUUGGAUGUUCGAUCAAAAAAAUGAUUACAACGUGGAUGGUCCUAAAAGCUACACGGUAUUGAUUAAUCCUGAUGAUUAUAUUUUAAAUGGUGAUGAAAUUGGAUUUGUCAUUGCGUUGGAUGGUUCGCUUGCAGAUGGUGUUUCUACUUAUGAAUGGCGUGGUGGACAAAAACAACAUAAAGUUAUAUCUGUUCAUUCUGAACAACAGUCACUGUUGACAAAUGAUACACUGAAAAAUAAUGGUGGAGGUUCUUAUUUCGAUAAAAAAAAAGGUCAUCAGACAACUACACAAAUGGCAUCUGACAUUCCACACCAUGAAUAUCCACAUAAACCUGAUUUUUUUACGUUGAGGCGUCAGCGCGCGUUUUCAACGCCUCUCGCACUUGCUGUGGAUCACGAAACUCAUCAUUAUUCUUCAUCUAAUAUUACAUUAUCUUCACAUGCCCAUGACGUAGAAAGCAUAAGUUCUGUAAUAGAUACAAUCACUGGACACAUUCUUUUGUGUGAUUACUCUCAGACGACUUUUCCACGCAAUCUUGAUUGUUUUGUCAGUCCAUUACGUAAACCUUAUUUAGAAAAAAUUACACCGAUUGUGAUUUUGUCACCUACAAGGCCAACUCAAAGCCAAUGGAAAAUACUGUGUCAAUUUGACCAAGUAUAUUUUGUGCAAGGGAACCCCAUGAUGCGAGAAGGUUUGGACUGUGGACGAGUGAGAUUCGCAAAGCAAGCGGUUAUUUUGGCAGACUCUACAAGAUUGUUGAGAAAUGGUGAAAAGACUGAAGAUGCGUCAGCGAUGUUAGUAUUUUUAAACAUUAAAGCAAUGUGUAAAGAGAACAUUGAUGUUUUUGUAGAAUUUGUCCACAUGGAUAAUAUGAAAUUUAUGUCUGAAGAUGCUUCAGCCAUCGAUAAGAGUAUGCAAGAUCCCAGUACAUUCAUUUGUUGGAUAUCAAUAUGGGGAGCUGUUUCGCUCUAUGGUGCAAAAGAAAGUCAUACCUCUAGGGUUGUACCGCACUAA
Molecule: messenger RNA, 2643 nt
Organism: Cetraspora pellucida
Lineage: Eukaryota; Fungi; Glomeromycota; Glomeromycetes; Diversisporales; Gigasporaceae
Source: the annotation of a GenBank genome assembly